AUGACAUCAGAGUCUCAGGUAGAACAAUCUACCCAUAUUUCUGUCGAAUUAUUAGAAAAUUUAGUUAUGAAUGAUAAUUUAGAAACUGAUGUCUCGAGUGAUAGUAAAACCGAAGAGUUGCCAAAACAAACUGACACUCCUGGAUUCAACCAGUUAGGAAUUAAUGACAAUAUUUCUUCUGAGCAGGGGGCGGAAAUUAGCAGUGCUCAGGCUAUGUCCAUACAGGAUAUGCUAACAGCAUUAUUUGAAAAGUUUACUAUUAAAGAGAAGGAGCGUCAAAAGCAACGCGAGUUUAAAGAGCAGGAGCGUGAAAAACAACGCGAGCUUAAAGAGCAGGAGCGUGAAAGACAACGUCAGCAGGAAAAGGAAAAACGUAGACAGGAAAAGCUGAUAGAAAAACAGCAACAGGAGCUCAGGGACCAAGAAAAGGAAAAGAAAUUUAUGGAAAAUAUAAACAUUAUUUUUCUGGAAAGAGAUAAAGAAGUGGUCCGUAGGAUAAAUCAAGUGUUAGUCGAUCGUGAUAAUGCUAUUACUACCCAUUUUAAGCAGGAGAUAGAUGCAGUAAAAACCACUGUUGAACCGUUAACAAACAUUGCAGUUCAGGUCAAUAGUCUUCAAACUGAAGCAGAUAGACUAGAGAACCAAUUGAAAGCCUAG
Schistocerca piceifrons (Central American locust) is the source of this 657-nucleotide messenger RNA. Its product is annotated as DNA ligase 1-like. The transcript has a single exon. The record is from RefSeq and is a predicted model, not a curated record. Bases 1 to 657 code for a protein of 218 amino acids. Lineage: Eukaryota; Metazoa; Arthropoda; Insecta; Orthoptera; Acrididae.